Conger conger (European conger) is the source of this 1500-nucleotide messenger RNA. Its product is annotated as high mobility group protein B3-like. The coding region runs from base 204 to 821 and encodes 205 amino acids. Gene Ontology annotation, biological process: regulation of transcription by RNA polymerase II. The record is from RefSeq and is a predicted model, not a curated record. The transcript is spliced from 5 exons. Lineage: Eukaryota; Metazoa; Chordata; Actinopteri; Anguilliformes; Congridae. Gene Ontology annotation, molecular function: DNA binding, bending.
CUGUCCAAUCAGUAGUUAUGGAGGCUGUUUCAAACCAGAAACGCGACUAGCCAAUCAGGCCGGUCUCGUAUUGAGCUAGCGCGAGGCUGUGCGCAUAGCCUUUAAAGAGAAGGCAAUCCAGCCUUGUGCGAGUGUAUGCGAAGGAGCUUUGCAGGAAUCUGGUAAAGAAGUCUCCUCCACAGAAACUCAGUUCUCCGAUCAAAAUGGCCAAAGGUGACCCACGCAAGCCUAAGGGCAAGAUGUCUUCCUACGCCUUCUUUGUCCAGGUCUGUCGCGAAGAGCACAAGAAGAAGAAUUCUGACAUCCCAAUAAACUUUUCAGAGUUCUCCAAGAAGUGCUCUGGCAGGUGGAAGACUAUGUCAGGGAAGGAGAAGUCCAGGUUUGAUGACAUGGCGAAGCAGGACAAGGCACGCUAUGAUGAGGAGAUGAUGAGCUACAUGCCUGCUGGGAAAAAGGGCAAGAAGAAGAAGGACCCCAACGCUCCCAAAAGACCUCCCUCCGGCUUCUUCCUGUUCUCCUCGGAUCAGCGGCCCAAAAUCAAGGCCCAGCACCCUAGCCUGGGAAUCGGGGAUGUGGCCAAGAAGCUGGGCGAGAUGUGGAACAAUCUCGGCGACUCCAAUAAGCAGCCAUACCUGAUCAAAGCCAACAAGUUGAAGGACAAAUACCAGAAGGACAUGGCUGAUUACAAGGGCAAAUUAGGUGGGGCAGCAGGAGGCCCGAAGCCCAAGAAGAAGCCUGUACAAGUUCCUGAAGAUGAUGACGAAGAUGAAGAGGAAGAUGAUGAGGAGGAUGAGGACGAUGAUGAUGAAGAUGAUGACUAAUCUAUUUGUUUUGUUGGGAACACUGUUCCUGGCUGUGUACUGUGACUGAGGGAGAGACUAGCUGUUGGCCAUAGGGUAUGAUGCAAGUACACCCUGAGCAGGCUACUACUCUUGUCUCCCUGCUCCAAUCCCCCUGCCCCCACCCCCAGAAUUUUCUACUGGCUGUUAACUGGAAGCAUUUGAAUAAGAGGUAGUGGUUGCAGCAUAUAUGCAAAGCUUUUUUUUGUUAUUUUAUUAUUUUAUUUUUGCUUUUUUCUUUCCCUCCACUCUUGAUUUGUAAGGUGUUUGACAACGUGGUUCUUAGGGUUUAGUUUUCUUCCCCAGCUCUGAGUUUUAUUGCACAGAUCUAGGCUGUAGCCAUGUACCAGUAUUGUCAACUUCAAUUGUGACUGUGGUCUGGCUAGAGUUUGUGGACAGGAAGGGUUGCAGUCUUUGGAAUCGCUCUAAGUUUGAUGUCAUUCAUCUUUCUGUCCUGCACUGAUGUGGUUAUGGACUCAGCAGGGAUGUAUAUGGUAUAAUUUUCGUAUAAAUGAAUAAUUUUCUCUUAGCUGUAAUAUCAGUUGAAGAAUGGAGUGUGAUCAUUUGUGGAAAUUCUGUACUUAUUUGCACCUGAAUUUUUUUUUUUUUUUCUUUUGUAUGUUUAGGAUGCUACAAGUGAAAUAAACUAUUACAUUUUUAA